AAUAAUAAUAAUUUCUUGUGUUUAAUUUCUAAUUUCUUUUUAUUGUUGUGAUUUUAUUAUCGUGCUUAAAUAUCAUCGAUUAGAAUUAAUUGUGUGAGCUCUUUGGGUUCUAUAUAUAGACAACAAUUAAAUUUUUUAUUUUAUUAUUCAGAUAAACAACUGAUUAUCAAUCAUAAUGGCAACUCUUCUCAUUCAUCCAGACAGCGAAAUGCAAGAACGUAUUCGUUCUGAAUUAAAAGAAAAUGUCACCACACGGGAAAGUGAUUUACAAAUUAUUAAAGAAUGGCUUGCAAAAGAACCUCAUCUACCAGACACUUGGGAUGAUGAACGUAUAAUGACCUUUUUACGUGGUUGUAAAUUCAGUUUAGAAAAAUGCAAGAGAAAACUUGACAUGUACUUCACAAUGCGUAAUGCUUUACCUGAAUUCUUCUCAAAUCGAAACAUCAAACGUCCAGAGCUUCAAGAAAUCUGUAAAUAUAUAAACAUUCCACCAUUACCUGGUCUAACCCCAGAAGGUCGUCGUGUAAUUGUUAUGCGCGGUUUAGAUAAAGAUCAACCUACUCCAAUUGUAUCCGAUGCAAUGAAAAUUGUUUUGAUGAUUGGUGACAUUCGUUUAGCUGCCGAACAAAUUGGAGUUGCUGGUGAUGUUUACAUUUUAGAUGCUAGUGUUGCAACACCAACUCAUUUUGCUAAAUUCACACCUUCUGUUGUCAAGAAAUUCUUAGUUUGCGUUCAAGAAGCAUAUCCAGUUAAAUUGAAGGAAGUUCAUGUUGUGAAUGUAUCACCAUUGGUUGAUACAAUUGUCAAUUUCGUAAAACCAUUUAUUAAGGAAAAAAUCCGUAAUCGUAUUCACAUUCAUUCAGAUAUGGAAUCAUUACAUAAAUUUAUACCAAAAGAUGUCUUACCAGAAGAAUAUGGUGGUACUGCUGGCAAACUUCAAGUAUUCCAUGAUCAAUGGAUGAAAACUCUUGAAGAAUACCAACCAUGGUUUGACGAACAAGAAAAUAUUAAAGCCGAUGAAUCAAAACGUCCAGGCAAACCAAAGACACAAGAUGACUUAUUCGGAAUGGAAGGAAGUUUCCGACAACUUGUUAUUGAUUAAGUUCACAUAGAUUUAAUUUCAUUAAAAAAAAAAAUUAUGCUUACAUUAUGUAAGUUGCAUGCAUAUACGAUUUUGCCAAGCGCGGAAAAAACUCAAUUCUUUGAGCAUGGGCAAUAGACAAUAAAGAGGUUUUUCAUUAUUCUCCAUAAAUUUUGAUUUCUCAUGUUGUUAAAAUUUGUUUUCAUAACUUUUUUUGGGCAUGCCUUUUUUUCAUUAGAAUACUUGUAGCACGAUUUUCAUUAGCGUUAUUAUUGUUUUUUUUUUUCACGAAUUUUAU
Chrysoperla carnea is the source of this 1379-nucleotide messenger RNA. Its product is annotated as alpha-tocopherol transfer protein-like. The transcript has 6 exons. The coding region runs from base 176 to 1102 and encodes 308 amino acids. NCBI's taxonomy places the organism in Eukaryota, Metazoa, Arthropoda, Insecta, Neuroptera, Chrysopidae. Gene Ontology annotation, molecular function: phosphatidylinositol bisphosphate binding. Gene Ontology annotation, cellular component: membrane. The record is from RefSeq and is a predicted model, not a curated record.